This is a messenger RNA of Arvicola amphibius (Eurasian water vole), 3288 nucleotides long. It is a transcript of the gene Ngly1, whose product is annotated as N-glycanase 1. The transcript has 13 exons. Gene Ontology annotation, molecular function: peptide-N4-(N-acetyl-beta-glucosaminyl)asparagine amidase activity. Lineage: Eukaryota; Metazoa; Chordata; Mammalia; Rodentia; Cricetidae. Gene Ontology annotation, biological process: protein deglycosylation; protein quality control for misfolded or incompletely synthesized proteins; glycoprotein catabolic process. Gene Ontology annotation, cellular component: cytosol; cytoplasm; nucleus. Bases 1068 to 2792 code for a protein of 574 amino acids. The record is from RefSeq and is a predicted model, not a curated record.
GGUCGGACAAGCGGGGCAGGACUUCCGUCGGGCUCCGGGGCUGUGAGUUCGCCUCUCAGCCGCCUCUAGUUGAGACACAGCGGUGACGCACAGAUGUGUCGGUGUUGCCAGAGAAGAGAUGGAGUCAUUUCCGCGGGACAUUCCGGGGAGGACAAAAAGCUGUUGCCUCAGUCAGGCCUCCCUGGUAUCUGGAAGGAAAGCAGCGAAUAGAACUUGAACAGAUCAUCCAAAUGGCACGCAAGCACUGAAAACAAUGCUGAGGGUGACUGUUUCGUAAUGUGCAAAGACGCCGAGAGUAUUUGUUAGCAGGCGUCAGUUGCAAAACAGAAUACAGCGCUUUCAGAUUUAAAGGUCUGCAAAGAAACUGAGCAUGAUGGUACACGCCUGCAAUUUCAGCGCUUGGGAGGUAGAGGAUCAGAAACUCAAUCCUCAUCAGUUCAAAUCCAGCCCGGGCUACCUCCCUGACGACCCUGUCUUUAAAAUCAAAACCUGAAGUCUGUGAUGGGCAGUGGUUGUGGUGUCCCGGCUCUAUUUUUUUCUUUGCCCUUAUUUACAUAGUAAACAAAUGUAUAGUAAGUAAAUGAUGCUUCUGUAAAAAUAAAACUUUUUAUUGAUUUAUGGCCGGAAGUGACGAAUAUGCCCAAUAUCUGACGUGGAAACAGGAAAAACACGUUUAUUUCUGAACUUAUGAAAGUUUAACUUACUCGUUCAGAGCGGACUGUGAAUCUGUAAUGGGAAAGUAUGACACACGCAGCAACACAGCAAGGUGGUGCUUAUUAACCAGCUGCUGAAAUCUGCCCCAGGCAGCCUCGGGUCUCAGAAGGUGCUGGGGUAUGUAGACGGUGGAGCUCUGGCUGGGCAGCCCUGGAGAAGUUAAGCCAUCAUCCAUGCUGCAGUGAAACUUGCUGGUGGUGCAGACGUUUUGGAGCCUCCCACACUCCUGUAAGCAACUCCUCAGCCACGCACUAAACCCCAAUGAUGAAAAAUACAGAUCCAUCCGUAUUGGAAACACAGCUUUUUCUACUAGACUCUUACCGGUCAGAGGAGCUGUUGAGUGUUUGUUUGAAAUGGGCUUUGAAGAGGGAGAAACACAUCUUAUCUUUCCUAAAAAAGCCUCAGUGGAGCAGCUGCAGAAAAUCCGUGACCUGAUUGCCUUAGAGAGAAGCAACAGAUUGGAUGGGCCAAAUAAGAAGGUGGAAUUGUCUCAGCAACCUGCUGCUGUCAAGUUUCCUUCAGAACAGUCAGAGGAGCCCACUGGAUUAACACAGCACUCAGGAAACCAACCAGGGCAGCUGCCAAGCCUGCAUCCUGCUCCAAUGGUUGUUGGUGAUUCAACCAUCUUAAAAGUUCUGCAGUCCAACAUUCAGCAUGUGCAGGUCUAUGAAAAUCCUGUCCUUCAGGAGAAAGCAUUGACAUGUAUCCCAGUCAAUGAACUAAAGAGAAAAUCUCAAGAAAAGUUAUUCAAAGCUCGAAAGCUAGAUAAAGGUACUAACGUAAGUGAUGAGGACUUCCUUCUACUGGAGCUCCUACACUGGUUUAAAGAGGAGUUUUUCCGCUGGGUGAAUAACAUUGUGUGCAGCAAAUGUGGUGGAGAGACUAGAUCUAGAGAUGAAGCAUUGCUGCCCAAUGAUGAUGAGCUGAAGUGGGGUGCAAACACCGUAGAGGAUCAUUAUUGUGAUGCAUGCCAGUUGAGCAAUCGGUUCCCAAGAUAUAACAACCCUGAGAAACUUUUGGAAACAAGAUGUGGACGCUGUGGCGAGUGGGCCAAUUGUUUUACCCUGUGUUGCCGUGCAUUAGGGUUUGAAGCUCGCUAUGUGUGGGAUUACACAGACCAUGUUUGGACAGAAGUCUAUUCUCCUGCUCAGCAGCGGUGGCUGCACUGUGACGCUUGUGAAGACGUCUGUGACAAACCUCUCCUUUAUGAAAUAGGAUGGGGCAAAAAGCUUUCCUAUAUCAUAGCAUUCUCUAAAGAUGAGGUAGUUGACGUCACCUGGCGAUAUUCUUGUAAACAUGAUGAGGUGAUAUCCAGGAGGACCAAGGUUAAAGAAGAGUUACUUCGAGAAACCAUUAAUAGGCUUAAUAAGCAGAGGCAGCUAUCAUUGUCAGAAAACAGAAGAAAAGAACUUCUUCAGAGGAUAAUUGUGGAGCUUGUUGAAUUUAUAUCUCCCAAAACCCCCCAACCCGGAGAACUUGGUGGAAGGGUGUCUGGGUCAUUGGCUUGGAGAGUGGCCCGAGGUGAAGCAGGUCUAGAGAGAAAGGAAACCCUGUUCAUCCCUUCUGAAAACGAGAAGAUCUCUAAGCAGUUUCACCUACGCUAUGAUGUUGUAAAGGACCGGUACAUCCGAGUUUCCAACAACAAUGAAUACAUCUCCGGAUGGGAGAAUGGUGUGUGGAAAAUGGAAUCUAUAUUCAGAAAAGUUGAAACAGACUGGAACAUGGUGUAUUUGGCCCGAAAAGAAGGAUCAUCUUUUGCAUAUAUUUCCUGGAAGUUUGAGUGUGGGUCAGCUGGCCUGAAAAUAGAUAAUGUUUCCAUCAGAACGAGUAGCCAGAGCUUUGAGAGUGGAUCCGUGAGGUGGAAACUGCGGUCUGAUGCAGCUCAAGUCAACCUGCUGGGAGAUAAAAAUAUUCGUUCCUAUAAUGAUUUUUCUGGUGCCACAGAAGUCACAUUGGAAGCAGAAUUAAGCAGAGGAGAUGGAGGCGUUGCUUGGCAACAUACCCAGCUGUUUAGGCAAAGCUUAAGUGACCCUGGAGAAAAUGGCCUGGAGAUAAUUAUAGAAUUAAGUGACCUCUGAAAACCUGAACUUCAGGGAAAAACUGGCCACAGUCAGGGACUGGCCAUGGCCUCCAGUUGCGUGUUAGCUCAAUGCACGUCUAGUUGGCAGUUCACUGCCCUGUCCAACAGGUUUCUUUUGCUGGGUGUAUAUCAUGUAAUCCUCAUUAAAAUGUAUCUUCAUAGUGUGGACCAUAAGAAAUCUUCAAUUAAAAACUGACUUCUAUCUGUGACUAAACUUUGGUGUAAGGUAUUUGCUAUAGAGUAACCAAUUGAAAUUCUAGUCUAAACAUGGUUGGUAGACUUGUAAGAGAAAAUAAUGGGAUUCGUGAUUAAAUCUGUUCGUGACUUAUAAAAUCUGGGGCUGCUAGCCACUUAAUGUUUUCUGAUUAGAUUUUCCCAACACUCUUGAUUUUGAAUAAAUAUGAAAGUCAAGUAUUUCUUAAGUUAUAUGCAUGAAGGUUUUUAUGAUUGUAAAUGUAUGGAUAGUUAAAUAAAGCAAAUUAUUUUGUCUUAUA